AUGUUGCCUUCCGACUUUCCAGACCGUGGCCCAUGCCCAGACCACAAAUAUCCUGCUACUACUGCUACUACGACUCCCCAGCAUCACAACAGGCCUGAGGAACUGUUGUUAUUCAAAGCUCAUCGUCACCAUCUCAUCGAACCGCCCGACGAAAUGACAGCUUCCAGAAAGUUCUCCUACGCGUCCGUCAAAGAAGAAACAGAUGAUGGCCUCCCCCAGUCGUUUGGGUCGUCCCUGUCAUCCCAGGACCUCGAGGAACUUGAGUGGAUCGCGUGGCCCUGCAGCCAGUGGUGUAAGACCAAAGGCCUGUGCUCAUAUCAUUUCAGCGGCUCCCACGAAGACCAUGUCCGGACAAGGCUGGAGGGAUAUGCUCGGAACAACCCGAGAAAGCUGGAAAAGAUCCUCGACGAGCUGGAGAAGCGGAGGGCGGCGCAGAAGUUGUUCAACCUCCCCUUCGCCAAGGAGAUCACGCGCGUGCACCCCCGCCCCGCCGAUUUCAGCCUUGAGGUAUGGCGAGAGAAGGUCAGAGAUUCCAUUCGCCUGAGCGACGAGUUCGAUCGCACGGGCGCAGACACGGCCAUCGUCGACGACUCGGACGAGACGCUCUCGCAAGUGUCGGACAUCGCCCGCAAGGAGGGGGUUGCGUAUCUGGAGGCUAUGCCCGAGGAAAUCCUCGAACUCAUCCUGUCCUACGUGACGGUUGAUCACACGGCAGACCCCUAUGCGCGUCCUCAUGUGGAUCUGGCAAGCUGCUCCCUCGUGUCCAAGACCGUCCAGGCGGCUGCCGUCCGGGUGUUGUACCGACACGUCUCGAUCCCGCAAUCGAGAGCCUUCGCCAAACUGAUGCGGAGUCUCAAGACCACGCCCCAGCUCGGAGAAUUGGUGCAGUGGCUGGACUUUUCUCACUACUCCAACAUGGGCUUCGGCAGCGCUCGCAGCACGCGCAACCAAACCCCGUUCUUGAAGCCCGAGACCCUCAACGCAUGUCUAGAUGUCAUGCCGAACCUGCAAGCAUUCUUGGUCCACGAGCAUGUCGACGAGGAACUUGACGUCAACAUCAUCGCCAAGCUGUUCAACAUGCCUCUCAUGCAGGCGAUGGACUUUUGCGCCUGCUCUUCUCGGCCGUUUGCAGAGGCCUUCACCACCGUCACGAAACAGCUCUCCACGCCGCUCCGAAGCCUGAAGCGCCUUUCGUUGCAUGAAUGUACCACGCUGCAAGAGCCUGUUUUCGAAUCACUCCUCCCGCUCCUGACGAAUCUGACCCACCUGGAUGUCGCCCACACCCUCAUCAACGACAAGGCCCUUCUGUCCAUCCCGGCGACUGCCAGGAUCACACACCUGAACAUCGAGCGCUGCACGCGUCUCACAGGGUCGGGCGUGGUCAAAUUCCUCACCACACAUCUCGCCGUCCGAGGCAAUGUCGUCUACCUGAACCUGGCGGCUGACCCAUCGCGGCACAGACUGCUCGCCGAAGACGACGUCACUCGCCUACUAAAGUCGUUGCCGUCAAGUCUCAAAUCCCUCAACCUAGGUGGAGCAAAGAUUAGGCCGUCACAUGUUCCCGCGCUAAGACGUCUCGCCACGCAUCUGGAAGAACUCGGUCUCCGUGGGGCCGACCUCAGCCUCGGCAGCGACAUCAUCCGCCUCUUCAAACCUUCUCCGUCGUCCGCGUCUUCGGAAGACGAGGACCACGUCAUGGACAAUCAUGACACAUCAUCACCGUCUCGCCAGCAGCACCGCAGCACCCUGCGCUACCUCGACCUGACGGCAAUUCCCUCCGUCACACAGCUCUCGCUCUCGUACUCCCCAUCCUCCCUCACGGACAAGGACACGCUCCCGCUUGAGGUCAUCGAGCUCGGCGGCGACGUGCUGCAGGAGAUCAAGCGCCGCACGGCGCACGUGCGGGACCGCGGCAAGCUGGAGUGGGUGGUCAAAGAGCUCGGCCGCCGCGGGUGGUACGUACGCCAGCCACUUCCCGCUGCAGGCUCCGUCGUGGUCGACAACGGCGCCCGCACCUGGAAGAUGGGCGCCCGCUGGUGGGGCAUGCGGAAGAUCCCCAUGGUCGAGCAGGACGUCGGCGGCAUGUAUGGGUAUUUCAUGUUCAAGAGGUCAUGA
Messenger RNA from Fonsecaea erecta, 2115 nucleotides. RefSeq lists its product as hypothetical. The record is from RefSeq and is a predicted model, not a curated record. NCBI's taxonomy places the organism in Eukaryota, Fungi, Ascomycota, Eurotiomycetes, Chaetothyriales, Herpotrichiellaceae. The transcript is spliced from 2 exons. The coding region runs from base 1 to 2115 and encodes 704 amino acids.